UCAGCAUGCCUUCACCUUCAUGCUGAUCGUAGCCGGACUCUCUCCUUCUAAUGAUUGCGCACAUGUUUAUACAAACACUCCCAAAAGAUGUUCGUAUAUCAAACAAGAAGAACGAAUAUCCUGAAGAUUACUGUUUCCAUUUUCAGUUAAAUCUUCGUCUUUCUUCCCGUUCUUCCUCCAGUUGCAGAGCUUAAUCUAAUUUAUCCGCUGUUCUUCUGCGUUCUUGUACUGGUUUCAGUCAUUCUGUUCGCUCUCCAAUCGGAAGAAUCUAUUUUUUUUUUUUUUUGUGGUUCUGUAGGUUAUAAUUAUGCGAGUUUUUUAGUGAAGCAAAUGGAAACGGACUUUCUUGAUACGCUUUUGAAUACAAAAUUCUUCACUUCUUGCAAUCUUCAUCCUAGUCUCCAGACAUAUAAAUUCUGCAUUGAUUGUAAUGUUAGCUUCUGCACGAAUUGUACAGUCCAUAAUCUUCAUCGGCAGGUUCGUAUCUGGAGAUAUUCCUAUCAUGAUGUUGUGCGCGUUCAGGACAUGAAGAAUCACUUUUGCUGUGCAGAGAUUCAGCCCCCAAUUGCUUGAUUCUGCAGUCAUAUCGAGUCAAUGGUGAAAUAGCUGUUCAUCUAAACUCCCGUGGUCAACCCGUCGACACCAAAUCAACAAAGCCGAAGUUUGGUGAUUUUUGUGAAGAUUGUGGCAGAAGUGUAAAUGAUCCUCAUCCCUUCUGUUCCAUGGCUGCAAGGUUUCUGUGAACUCGAAGUUCAAGGAACAGAGCAUUGGAACCAUCAUAUAUACGAGCCCGGAAUCCAUUAACUUAUCAUUCAAGGAAAAAAGCAGCCCAGAAACAGAAGCAUGGGAAUUGGAAUCAACCAUAUCAGUUUUGCAGAGUCCACAGAAGAGACCCAAGCUACCUCUUCAUCUUUAAGGCCAAGAAAACGCAGAAGGAAAGGCAUCCCUCGCAGGUGUCCAUUUUUUUGACAAGAAGAUAAGAUGCAACAUUUUCAUCUCCUUUUUAACUUCCUUGUGGCUCUCAAAUGGUAUGCUUCUUAAUUUUUAUUUACCUCGACUCGUAUAUUUCAUAGAAUGUCUAGUAGUGAAAUGAAAUCAUCAAUAUAAAAGCCAGAAUUGUAGAUCUUUGCUGCUGCAUGGUUUUAAAAUUUCUUUGUCAAAGUUUUGACAAGAUUAGUUGGUAGACAAAGCUGAUAUUAACAUAUAUUCUUUUACACAAGUUGUUUGCCUCGUCCAUGGGAGUCUUGGCCGCUACCGACGAUGGCGACGUGGGAAGGAUGGAGGUGUUCAUGCACACAAGUGUGGGCAGCGAUGAUGAGAGGAGUCAAAUUUGGUCCCGCCUCCGCUAGAGCCCAAAAAAAAAAGGCUCUUCCCUACAAGAAUUUCGUCUCUUCUCUUCUUCUCCUCCUCCCCGCCGCUUGAUCUCAUCAACCUAUCAUCUUCCGCUAUCUCUAAUUCCCUUCUCAACCAUUCUUUUACCUUUCAGAAAUGUCGAUGAGAACUGUCAAGGUCAGCAAUAUCUCAAAAGCUACUUCUGAGAGAGAUAUCAAAGAAUUCCUUUCAUUCUCUGGUCAAAUCCUUUAUGUUGAAAUGCAAAGAGAAACUGAAAAUACUCAGGUUGCUUAUGUUACAUACGAGGAUUCUCAAGGAGCAGAUACUGCAAUACUUUUGACUGGGGCAAAAAUUGGUGAUCUAUUUGUAUCAAUUACUCUGGUUGAGAAUUACCAUCUUCCACCAGAAGCAAUGUCAUCAAUCCUGGAUAAAAGGAAAACUGCUACCGGGAUUGCUCCGAAUCAGGCUGAAGAUGUUGUAAGUACAAUGCUUGCGAAAGGCUUCAUCUUGGGGAAGGAUGCUCUCAACAAGGCAAAAGCGUUCGACGAACGACUCCAAUUGACAUCAAACGCUUCUGCAACUGUUGCUUCCAUUGACCGGAAGAUGGGCAUAACUGAGAAAAUAACUGCAGGCACAGCAGUGGUGAAUGAAAAGGUCAGGGAGAUGGAUGAAAUGUUCCAGGUUACGGAGAAGACAAAAUCCGCUCUUGCAGUUGCCGAGCAGAAGGCAAGCAAUGCUGGAACCGCGCUCAUGAGCAACUAUUAUGUGUUAACUGGAGCAGCUUGGUUUUCAAAUGCUGUAACUGCAGUUACAAAAGCUGCCGAGGAAGUGACCCAGAUGACAAAGGCAAAAGUCGAGAAAGCCGAGGAGGAGAAAGAGGAAAGUAUAUACCACGAAAGAACCGGGAUCAUCAAUAACUUCGCCGAGUUCCAUCUCGACGAGCCUUUACCGGGGGAGCCUGCUAUUGUUCCAGUUAAUUCAGCUGAUAGAUAGACAGUAAGUUGUGAAUCAUACGUAUGAAAACCUACACUUGUGAAAUACAUUGCUUUCCCCAAUCAACUGUAUGAUAUAUACAUUUUCAUCUAGAGGUGCUCCAAUUACAGGGUUUACUUCUUUAUACACGCUCCUGUUGAAAUGUCAUGACGUUCUUUUGAGUGAAAAAUUCACUUUUUGAAUA
Messenger RNA from Cucurbita maxima (winter squash), 2509 nucleotides. Its product is annotated as binding partner of ACD11 1-like. The transcript is spliced from 9 exons. Bases 1489 to 2325 code for a protein of 278 amino acids. NCBI's taxonomy places the organism in Eukaryota, Viridiplantae, Streptophyta, Magnoliopsida, Cucurbitales, Cucurbitaceae. Gene Ontology annotation, molecular function: RNA binding. The record is from RefSeq and is a predicted model, not a curated record.